Messenger RNA from Aspergillus alliaceus, 1420 nucleotides. Its product is annotated as tRNA maturation protein LHP1. Gene Ontology annotation, molecular function: mRNA binding. Gene Ontology annotation, cellular component: nucleus. The coding region runs from base 118 to 1254 and encodes 378 amino acids. The transcript is spliced from 2 exons. The record is from RefSeq and is a predicted model, not a curated record. NCBI's taxonomy places the organism in Eukaryota, Fungi, Ascomycota, Eurotiomycetes, Eurotiales, Aspergillaceae. Gene Ontology annotation, biological process: RNA processing.
UGACAAUUAGGAGUUGCGCAAUUGACUUGACAUCUUUUUUUCUCCUUUGUGACCCCUCAACCUCACACCUCCGAUUCAUCUUCCUUGUCACACGACAAAAAGCUACACACCUCCGCCAUGUCUGACGAACAGAAGGCCACCAACAUCGAGGCCGAGAAGGAUGUGCAGAACGUCCUGGCCGAAUUGAAGGGCGAAGCCGAAGCCCCAGCCAACGGCACCGAGAAGAAGGAGGAAGCCCCUGUCGAAGACGCAGAAGAGGCCCGCAUCGUCGCCGCCGCCGCCAAGCUAGGCGAGAAAUCCGAGAAGGCCGAGGAACAGACCCAGCGCGGGCGCCGCAACAACGCCAAGUUCGACCCCUCUAGCCAGAAGGAGACCGACGACCCCGUCGAGAUCCGCAAGCAGGUUGAGUUCUACUUCUCCGACUCCAACCUCCCCAUGGACAAGUUCCUGCUCUCCAAGGUCGGCGGCAGCCAGAACCGCGCCGUCCCCCUCGAGCUCCUGCACUCGUUCAAGCGCAUGCGUCGCUUCCAGCCCUUCAGCGCUAUCGUUGAGGCCCUGAAGACUUCCGAGGUCUUGGAACUCGUUGAUAACGAGACUGCCGUGCGCCGGAAGACCCCUCUCCCCGAGAAUGUCACCGAGACUCACGACCCUAGCGUUGUUAAGGUGUUCGAGGAUAAGGCCAUGGACCGCAGUGUUUACGCUAAGGGUUUCGGUGAGGAGGGUCCCACUACCCAGCUUGAGAUUGAGGAGUUCUUUGCUCCUUACGGUCCUGUCAACGCUAUCCGUCUCCGUCGUGCCCACGACAAGACCUUCAAGGGCAGCGUCUUCGUUGAGUUCGAGUCCGAGGAGAAGCAGAAGGCUUUCCUUGCCCUGGCGCCCAAGCCCCAGUGGAAGGGCCAGGAUCUGAUCAUCAAGAGCAAGAAGGAGUACUGUGAAGAGAAGGUUCGGGACAUCGAGGCGGGCCGCAUCAAGCCCAGUAACGGCCGCAGCCGCGGUGGCUUCCGUGGCCGGGGCGGCCGGGGCCGUGGACGUCACAACGACAACCGUGACUGGAGGGAGCGUCGCGCAGACGACCAGAAGCGCGGCUUCAACGGUAACAAGGAGGAGCCCAAGGAGCGUCGUGAAAUCCAGAAGGACGCCCGCGGCGUCCCCGUCGUACAGAGCACAGCCGACAGCGCCGGCCAGAAGCGCGCGCGCGACGACGAAGCCGCAAACGGCGACCACCCGGCCAAGAAAGUCGACGCAAAGGAGUAAAUGAUAUCCAACGUGUUUUGUUUUCCAUAGAAGAAAUUUGUUUCACAUUGAUGGGAUGGGAUGUAAAGCAUAAGUACAGUACUAACUAUCAUCGGCUUGCUUGGGUGUGGUCUCUUUUCUUUCCUAUUUGCUGGCACCAUGGAAUUUUGGGACACAAAAAAAGAGG